Messenger RNA from Physcomitrium patens, 2235 nucleotides. RefSeq lists its product as uncharacterized. Gene Ontology annotation, biological process: endocytosis. The record is from RefSeq and is a predicted model, not a curated record. Gene Ontology annotation, molecular function: phospholipid binding; clathrin binding. Gene Ontology annotation, cellular component: clathrin vesicle coat; endosome; plasma membrane. Lineage: Eukaryota; Viridiplantae; Streptophyta; Bryopsida; Funariales; Funariaceae.
ACCUAAGUUAGCGCCAUCCGAGACCCAUGCAGAUUGAUAGAAUCCAGGUUUGAGAGGGAGAGGGUUGUGGGGGGAAGCGGGCACUGUCCACCAACUGAUGUGCUCCAUGCGUCCAGAUAGUCGUUAAGUUGUACUUGGGAAGCUAGAGCCUGCCGAACUUCGCGCAGCGACAGUGUACGGUAGGAGAGCUGAUUUCAUCAGUUCUGAUCUGGAGGGUUCAUGCUCAAUUGGUAGCGUAUGUAGAGGGCCUGUUUGCGUCUCUAAGCACGCAGACGACGCUAUGAUGCAGUGUUGAGUAACUUGACGCCAAGCUCUGGGUGGAAGUUGGCCGAUGCGACGCUGAAGCAGCACAACAUUGUGAGCCGUGUGCUGGCAGUGAUGGACUUUUUUCGACGCUGAGGGCAGUUUUGGUCACAGGAAUUAGAGAUUGAAACUUGUAAUUUGAUGCAUGGAGCCACAGAGGAUGGACAAUCGGAAAAUUCUUGGAAUAGCAGAUCUAGGGAGCUUAAAGAAUCGAGCUUCCUACUUGCUGAAAGACAGCCUCAAAAUUGCGCGUCUUGCUUUGGUGGAUGUCACUACCACAGAACUCCUGACGGAGGAUGCUACUAACGCUGAUGAGUGGGGGCCGACCACGAAGCAAAUGGCUGAAAUUUCGAAACUUCUAGUCAACUCUGAAGAUUAUCUGCGUGUCGUGCAAGUCCUCCACAAGAGGUUCGCUCUUAGGACCCAAAAAUACUGGAGACAAAUUCACAAGUCGCUCAUUCUUCUGGAGUAUCUGCUGGGCCACGGUCCAGAUCAUUUAGUGAUGGAGUUUCGUGAAGACAAAGACAGACUCGAGGAACUCACUCGCUUCGUUUACGUAGAUUGGAAGGGUAUUGACAGAGGCUCAGCUCUUCAAAGAAGAGCCACGCGUGUGCUUCAUUUGCUGAUGAAUGAGGCAGCUUACAUGGGGCACCGCACACAAUCUCAGAAAACCUCGCGAGGCAUUUCUGGUUUCGGUAGUGAAUCUCUAUGGAUCAAUUGUGAUAGCCCAGAGUAUGAUCCUCACAUUUUUAAUCCCCGGAGCAAAUUAGUUUCCGACGUAUUACAUAGCAAUUCAACAGAAGAAUCGACAAUACUAUUGGUCAACGAAGAGUAUCGACAUUCUACAAUCCCACUUGGUGUCCAACAGACCCCCACAUACUCAGAUUCUGUCAGGGAAUGGGAGGCUGACAACUUUUCGCCGAACACGAGCGAAAAAAGCUGGGGUACACCGUCGAGAUCGCCAGGCGGUGAGAGCCCUAGUGCAAAUGGUCGUUGCACUAAUUCUUUCGGCAGUGAUGGAAAUCCCAACGAAGAAUCACCAUCUUUCGCCGCGUCAUUCUGCAAGACCGCGCAAACUUCGGUCAAGGGUAGUUAUGCGUCUGGAAUUGGAUUAACAAUAAUUGUCCCCGUGCCGCAGGACCAACGUCCACUGGCACCAAAAUUCGAGGAUCGUCAUUCGGAUAGUACCAGUCCAGUAGUGCAGAAAUUGCCACCUCCUCCACCCACGGCAGAGUAUAGAUACGUCAUGUCUCGGCCGCUUCAAACUAGUCCAAUGACUACAUCCCCACAAUCCAAGAGAGCAGAAUUGAAGCGCGAUACAACACCGGAUCUCAUCGUCCUUUGACUGCAAUCCAAAUUGUGGCGUCUGUUUAUGGUGCUCGUCAACAACAUCAUUGACCAAGUGGGUACAAUCAAAACAUCGUCUUAGUGCUCCCAGAUUACGAAGAUAACCACGGACUGAUGACCUUCAAACAAAUUCAAGUUCGAAAGCACUGCCGAUAACAAGUUCAUGCGAAGCCUCGCCGGAUCGUGAUCAGUUGAGACAUCAUCACCGACACCGCGAGCAACGAUAUGUUUUGUUUAUUAGUUUUGCAUUUUUGUUGUAACGGAGCCAUGUUCGAUGAACUUUUUUGCAUCAGUUUAACGGUAAGAGAUAGUGAAUCAAUCCCAGGUCGACAAGGUUCACGAUUUCAUGUAAGAAUCCAGAAGGAGAAGACAAAACAGUUGUGUCGGUAUAAUGGCAUUUCGAACAAUUCAGUGAAGUCGUAGAAAAGUUUACGUCAUGACAUCUUUGUGUAAAAUAAGCCCAUUUUGUAAAAGUCUAUUUAGUAGGAUGAACAAUAGAGCAUUGGGAGAGAUAUUGAAUAGUAUAUUUUUAUUUUUAUUUUUUUAUUAAUAGAAUUCUGCAUUGUAAUAGUUUAAUCAAUUUUA